Molecule: messenger RNA, 1170 nt
Organism: Fraxinus pennsylvanica
Lineage: Eukaryota; Viridiplantae; Streptophyta; Magnoliopsida; Lamiales; Oleaceae
Source: the annotation of a GenBank genome assembly
AUGAACACCACCACCACUGUGAUCGUCUCGUUUUCCAAUUUGGCCCCUUUCAAAUCCAUAUUCAACAGCUACGAACCCAUCAACCAUCACCAUGAUGUACAGAAUGAGACCCAGCCUGUGAAUGUGCAGAGCGGGCAGAGAAUUGCGGUUUGUUUAGUGGGUGGAGCCCGGCGAUUCGAGCUCACCGGGCCGUCCAUUGUGAAGAGGAUUCUCAAAGUGUAUAAUAAUUCCGAUCUCUUUCUUCACAGCCCGUUGGAUUCGAAUGCCUACAAGUUUACGCUUCUGAAGGAGGCGCCCAGAAUCGCCGCCGUGAAAAUCUUUCAGCCGCAACCAAUUCCGGAGACUGAGUCACAGCUCCGAGUCCUCACUUCUCAGAACUCGCCAAAUGGCAUACAGGGCCUGUUGCAAUAUUUCAAUCUGGUAGAAGGAUGUCUAACAUUGAUCAAAUCUUACCAAGAAAAGAACAACUUUACUUAUGACUGGAUUAUCCGGACCCGAGUUGAUGGCUACUGGUCCAAACCAUUGGCACCCGAUAACUUCAUCCCUGGUCAGUACUUAGUUCCACCAGGCUCCUCUUAUGGUGGCCUGAAUGACCGUUUUGGCAUCGGUGAUGUUAACAGCUCCAUCGUUGCACUUUCAAGACUUUCACUAGUUCCCGAACUUGACUCAGCCGGGUUUACCCAACUUAACUCGGAAACCGCGUUCAAGGCCCAACUCACCACUCGAAAGGUACCUUAUGUUACCAAAUCCCUCCCGUUUUGUAUAGUAACAGAUCGUCAAUAUGAGUUUCCCCCGGCCCGUUUUGGUGUCCCCGUGGCAGCACUGUCUAGCCCAGGCCCAUUAAGUGGUGCUAAAUGCAGGCCUUGUACACCGGUGUGUACUGGGUCGUGUGUUGGGCCUAUAAUGAGUGGGCUUGACAAAGGAUGGAGCUGGACUGAAUGGGCCAACAACAGAGUAGAGCUCUGCGAUGCCCAUGAUAAAUGGGAAAAUGGGUGGGAGAAAGUAUUCGAUAGGGUAGCCAGGAAAAAUCUAGCUGCCGCAAGGAAGGAAGUUUUGGCUCUCACAAUCGAGCAGUGUGUCAAUGAUUUCGAGAAGUUGAGACAUCGUACGCCCAGUUGGGAGUCUCCACCGGUGGCUGAGAUUUGUCGGCUCGGGUUGAAAUAUAGAUGA